AUGGACCAUGAUGCGACGAAGGGCAUUGCUUCCCUGGCCACCAAGUGGAUCUCCAAGGCUGCGGCUACUCAGCGAAGUGGGCGCGCUGGGCGGACUCAGCCCGGAAUCUGCCUGCGGCUUUAUCCGAAGCAGUUCCAUGCCACGGCCAUGCCCGACUUCGAGCCCCCGGAGUCGAUGUCCCUGUCUUUGGACCGGCUCUACCUGCAGGCCAAGCAGUUGUCGGAGCGGCUGGGCAGGAGCCUCGACGGCCCUGGCGUGCCGCGGCAAGCAGCACAGCUUCUGGCGCAGAUGCCCGAG
This is a messenger RNA of Symbiodinium necroappetens, 297 nucleotides long. Lineage: Eukaryota; Dinophyceae; Suessiales; Symbiodiniaceae. The record is from the annotation of a GenBank genome assembly.